ACGCCCCUUUGCCCUUUGACUCAGCGGCAAACAUGUCUGCUAGUCAAGUGUGUUUUCUGAAACGGUAGCCAAAAUGUCAUAAAGUUUAGAUUACUUAGACAUUAGUUUACUAUAUUUCUAUUUCAACAAGUGGGAAUUGAUCCUGUCUCACAUUUGACACGCCACAACUGAAAAAAAAUGACGUCCAUUAUCAAGCUGACAGCCGUGUCAGGGGUCCAGGAGGAGUCGGCUCUCUGUUACCUCUUGCAGGUGGAUGAAUUCCGCUUCCUCUUGGAUUGUGGCUGGGAUGAGAACUUCUCUAUGGACAUUAUUGACGCCAUGAAACGAUAUGUUCAUCAGGUCGAUGCAGUGCUCCUCUCUCACCCUGAUCCCUUACACCUGGGAGCCCUGCCAUAUGCUGUGGGCAAAUUGGGCCUAAACUGUACAAUCUACGCCACAAUUCCUGUGUAUAAGAUGGGUCAGAUGUUCAUGUAUGACCUAUAUCAGUCUCGAAACAACAGUGAGGAUUUCACUCUAUUCACUCUCGAUGAUGUGGACAGUGCUUUUGAUAAAAUCCAGCAGCUUAAAUACUCUCAGAUAGUCAACCUGAAAGGCAAAGGACACGGUCUUUCCAUCACACCCCUUCCAGCUGGUCACAUGAUCGGAGGCACCAUUUGGAAAAUUGUGAAGGACGGAGAGGAGGAGAUUGUUUACGCUGUGGACUUUAACCACAAAAGAGAAAUCCACCUGAAUGGGUGUUCACUGGAGAGCAUCAGCCGCCCUUCUUUACUUAUCACUGACUCCUUCAAUGCCACAUAUGUGCAGCCACGGCGUAAGCAAAGAGACGAGCUGCUCCUUACAAAUGUGAUGGAGACCCUUCGUGGAGAUGGAAAUGUCCUCCUUGCUGUUGACACAGCUGGGCGUGUUUUGGAGCUGGCGCAGCUUCUGGAUCAGAUUUGGAGGACAAAGGAUGCGGGGCUGGGCGCUUACCCUCUAGCUCUACUGAACAAUGUCAGCUACAACGUGGUGGAGUUCUCCAAGUCCCAGGUGGAGUGGAUGAGCGACAAGCUCAUGAGGUGUUUUGAGGACAAAAGAAACAACCCCUUCCAGUUCAGACACUUGACCCUGUGUCACAGUCUGGCAGACCUGGCCCGGGUGCCCAGCCCUAAGGUGGUGCUCUGCAGCCAGCCAGACCUGGAGUCUGGCUUCUCUCGGGAACUCUUCCUCCAGUGGUGCCAAGACGCCAAAAACUCCAUCAUCCUCACCUACCGUACAACUCCGGGCACCCUGGCCCGUUACCUCAUCGACAACCCCGGAGAGAAGAUGCUGGAUCUGGAGGUGAGGAAACGAGUGAAGCUUGAAGGCAAGGAGCUGGAGGAGUACCUCGAGAAGGACAAAAUCAAGAAAGAAGCUGCUAAAAAACUAGAACAAGCAAAAGAAGUGGAUGUGGACUCCAGUGAUGAGAGUGACAUGGACGAUGAUCUGGAGCAGCCAGCUGUGGUAAAAAACAAACAUCACGACUUGAUGAUGAAGAGCGAAGGCAGCCGCAAAGGCAGUUUCUUCAAACAAGCGAAAAAGUCGUAUCCUAUGUUCCCCACACACGAGGAAAGAAUCAAAUGGGACGAGUAUGGAGAAAUCAUCAGGCUAGACGAGUUUCUAGUUCCCGACCUGCAAGCCACAGAAGAGGAGAAAAGCAAACUGGAGUCCGGGUUGACGAACGGAGAUAAACCCAUGGACCAGGAUCUCUCUGUUGUUCCCACCAAAUGCAUCUCCAGUAUAGAAAACCUUGAAAUUAGGGCCAGGAUAACGUAUAUAGACUACGAAGGUCGCUCUGAUGGCGACUCCAUUAAGAAGAUUAUUAACCAGAUGAAGCCCCGACAGCUCGUGAUCGUGCACGGACCGCCAGAAGCCAGUCUGGACUUGGCCGAGUCGUGCAAGGCCUUCAGCAAGGACAUCAAAGUCUACACACCCAAGCUUCAGGAGACUAUAGAUGCCACCAGUGAGACACACAUCUACCAGGUGCGCUUGAAAGACUCCUUGGUGAGCUCGCUGCAGUUCUGCAAAGCCAAAGACACGGAGCUGGCUUGGAUCGACGGCGUGUUGGACAUGCGCGUGGUGAAGGUGGACACGGGCGUCAUGCUGGAGGAGGGCGUCAAAGACGAGGCGGAGGAGGGCGAGCUGGCCAUGGACGUCACGCCAGAUCCCGCCAUCGAUCAGAACGCCACAGUGGUGGCGGCGCAGCGUGCCAUGAAGAGCCUGUUUGGUGAGGACGAGAAGGAGGUGUCGGAGGAGAGCGACGUUAUUCCCACACUAGAGCCACUUCCUUCACAUGAGAUGGCGGGACAUCAGUCGGUGUUCAUCAACGAGCCUCGCCUGUCUGACUUCAAGCAGGUCCUGCUGCGAGAGGGUAUCCAGGCUGAGUUUGUGGGAGGAGUGCUGGUCUGCAACAACAUGGUGGCCGUCCGCAGGACGGAGGCCGGACGCAUCGGUCUGGAAGGCUGCCUGUGUGACGACUACUAUAAGAUCAGGGAGCUGCUGUAUCAGCAGUACGCCGUGGUAUAGCAGCAGCAGCAGCAGCAGCAGCAGCAGCAGCAGCAGCAGAGCAUUACAUGGCAAAACAGAGACAAUCCUUAAUGAGAACUUUACCCAGAGGACAAGAGUGUGCUACACUCGGGCAGCUUCUGCUCACAUGGGCAGCCCCAGCUGUUUUACUGCAAACAUUUUUGUACAUUUUCCUAUUUUUUGGGUUUUUUUAUAUAUAUAUUUUCGUUUUUCUAGACAACGGUGUUGUUUUCUGUGGUUAAUUUACCUGAUACAGACAGAGAGGGGUGAUGAGCUACGUGAACAGACUGAAUCUCACUCACUUAAGUCUGUACAAUAACAUCCUAACGCACUGGAUGGAAGAAAAGAUUCCUUCCUUGUAAUGUCAUUAAAACAGUAAUGUUUUUUUCUUCUUUUUCCAAA
This is a messenger RNA of Solea solea (common sole), 2943 nucleotides long. RefSeq names its product cleavage and polyadenylation specific factor 2 (gene cpsf2). Gene Ontology annotation, biological process: mRNA 3'-end processing by stem-loop binding and cleavage. Bases 178 to 2541 code for a protein of 787 amino acids. Gene Ontology annotation, molecular function: RNA binding. The transcript is spliced from 15 exons. Gene Ontology annotation, cellular component: mRNA cleavage and polyadenylation specificity factor complex. Lineage: Eukaryota; Metazoa; Chordata; Actinopteri; Pleuronectiformes; Soleidae. The record is from RefSeq and is a predicted model, not a curated record.